This is a messenger RNA of Sorex fumeus (smoky shrew), 464 nucleotides long. Its product is annotated as cyclin-dependent kinase 4 inhibitor B. Lineage: Eukaryota; Metazoa; Chordata; Mammalia; Eulipotyphla; Soricidae. Gene Ontology annotation, cellular component: nucleus. The transcript is spliced from 2 exons. Gene Ontology annotation, molecular function: cyclin-dependent protein serine/threonine kinase inhibitor activity; protein kinase binding. Bases 39 to 455 code for a protein of 138 amino acids. Gene Ontology annotation, biological process: regulation of cyclin-dependent protein serine/threonine kinase activity; negative regulation of cell population proliferation. The record is from RefSeq and is a predicted model, not a curated record.
CUUCCAGGCCAGUGUGCGACUUGCCGGGGCCCGGCGAGAUGCGCGACGAGGACAAAGGCAUGCUCGGUGGCGGCGCCGGGGAUGCGGGCCUGGCGACCGCCGCGGCGCGGGGACAGGUGGAGACGGUGAGGCAGCUCCUGGAAGCCGGUGCGGAUCCCAACGGAGUCAACGGCUUCGGGAGGCGCCCGAUCCAGGUCAUGAUGAUGGGCAGCACCCCUGUGGCCGAGCUGCUGCUGCUCCACGGUGCUGAGCCCAACUGUGCGGACCCAGUCACCCUCACCCGACCCGUGCACGACGCAGCCCGGGAGGGCUUCCUGGACACGCUGGUGGCGCUGCACCGUGCUGGGGCGAGACUGGACGUGCGUGACGCAUGGGGCCGCCUGCCCGUGGACCUGGCUGAGGAGAGGGGCCACCACCAUGUGGCCCGGUACUUGCUCGCCUCCACGGGAGACUGAGGGCCGCUG